Messenger RNA from Lacerta agilis (Sand lizard), 3094 nucleotides. It is a transcript of the gene ODAD1, whose product is annotated as coiled-coil domain containing 114. Gene Ontology annotation, biological process: outer dynein arm assembly; cilium movement. The record is from RefSeq and is a predicted model, not a curated record. The coding region runs from base 46 to 1728 and encodes 560 amino acids. The transcript has 14 exons. Gene Ontology annotation, cellular component: axoneme. Lineage: Eukaryota; Metazoa; Chordata; Lepidosauria; Squamata; Lacertidae.
UCCCUCUUUAUCAUUUUUUUUUCUACCAGCAGGAAGAAACUGAAGAUGCCGUUCUUCAAAUCUGCUUCAAGCCUCCGCUCAGAUGGCAGUGACGUGGACUUGGAAGGCCUUGCCGAAAGCGAGUUGGCCAAACUCCAGCGCCAGUUUCGUCUCCUAGAAGGCAACCGUCAUGCCUACGCUUUUGAAUCCCAUGAAAUCAUUCGCAGGCAGAAGGCAGAGAUAAAGCGGCUGGAGAAGGAUAACAAAGAGCUCCUACAGAGGAAUACUGUGGCUGAGAGCAAGGCCAACGCACAGCAGGAAAAGGCCCACGGCGACACUCUCCGUUCCUUGUUGGGGCAGCGGGAUGAAGUGAAGCAGCAAAUAAUUCAAGAGAAGAAGCAGGUAGCCCUGCUUGAUAAAGAGAUCGAAAACUGGAACAAGCGUUUGACGGACCAGAAGCUGGUGGUGGGCACUGGGACCCUGAUCCAGGAACAGAAGAGCCAGUUGCUGAAGCGGAUAGGAACAGUUGAGAAUCAGCUUGACCGGACCACCACAGAAUUCAAUUCUCAGCUCGUCUUGAAUUCACAGCUACGUGAGGAUCUAGAAAUUCUCCGGCUUGAACACGAUCGCUUUGAACAGCUUUAUAAACGUCUAGAGACGGAGCUGUUGGAAACUCGUAGAGCCAUUGGCGCAGUCAUCAGCACAUCCUCUGCAGCCUACGAAGCAAGGGAUGAGGCACAUACGCGCCUAGGCCAGCUGCAGGACAAGGCAAAGAAGGAUGUAGCGCAGUAUGAAUCGGAGAUGAAAGAAUUAUGCCGCCAGAUAGAGAAUGACCAGCGCUUGAAUGAUUUCAUUUCCAUCAAGCUUCAGGAGAGGACAUUGACGGAGGAGGCACUAAAGGCCAAGAAAAAGAAAGAGGAAGAGUCCAAACGGAAAGACCCCGAGGAGGAGAUGCUUGAAUCUUUACACUCCACCGUGGAUAAAGUCCUGGAACACACGGACGCGCCAACCUUGGAUGCUGCAUUGAAUAUAUAUGUGCAAGAUGAGGAACGGAACUUUGCUCAGUUCAACUACGUCAAUGAUCAAAACGAUCAGAAGGAGCAGAUCUGGGAACAAAUCACUGAGCUCUACCACGAGAUACAGGAGGCGCAAAAGCACGGUGCCCAGGACGAGGGAGAGCAGCUGUUGCAGCUCAAGGAGGCCGAAGCACAGCAGGAGGAAGCUGUGCAAGAGGCAAACCGGAUUGAGCUGGCAUUGAAGGGUCACCACAAGAUUUGGGAGCAGCUCAAGAAUGCAAUCGAGGCUCUCUUUUGGAAACUGGAGUGUGAUUACUCAGUGCUGGAAAACAAGCUGGGGGGAUCGACGACUGCCCUGGACGAGAAUGUUGCGAUCUACCUGGGCUUGAUUGAACAAAAGACCAACCAGCUGUUGGCUAUGUAUUCUUUCGCCAAGGCUGAGGAAUAUGAUCGGCCCUACGACACUCUGGAGACAGUGCAACUGCUUCUGGGGCAGAAACCUGAGAUUCGGGCACAGUCUAUGCUUGUUCGGCCACCCACUGCUGGAACUGGCCACGAGCCAAUAACAGAAGAAGACCAGAGACCCUUAACUCAUGAAGAGCUCAAGCAAAAAAUUAUGAAUGAUAUCGCGAGCAAGACAGCAGCGCUUUCCAUAAAGAGGAACACACAACCUGAUUUAGCGGAUGAGCGUGGUGGAUUAAGUGCGGCCAAGAAACAACCUCAGGCCUCUUGACUGGAGUAGGAAGCUAUAUACGCGGUGUGUGUCACGUGCCACGCAAAAGACGGAAGCCAAGUUUGUCACUGGCAGGGUUGUGUUACGGUGUGGUCCGGCGCCACUGCCUUUACACCUGUAGCCUCUGCAGCCUUCUUCCCAUUUGGGAUGAUCGGCAUGCUUGGAUGUAGCCUCCAUCCUGCCGUGGAUCCCCAAAGAUCUCCCUCCUCCUGGUGAAACGCCCCUCUUCUUGGCUGCUCGCUCGAUCAGGACAGAUGGACUGUGCCAAUGAUACGUAACACAUGGUCCGCCCUAUCAACAACAUUAUUCACUCCCGUGGUGCCCACUUGCUUAAAUUCUUCAUAAUUUGACUCUAGAUCCUCUUGCAAAGAGAGAAUGCGUCUUUUUUUUAAAAAAAACCACCUCUGCCUGUUGUCAUGGUACAUCGACUUGCGACCUCUCUGAUAAAGGAAUCUAUCCCUCGAGUCUCUGGUUUAGUGAGCUGGUACUUCUAGAAGCCGCCUGGAGCAAGGGGGCCUAGCUCCCUGUCCUAACAGGAUUCACCAUUGGGCUUAGAAGUAGGUGACUAAAAAUCGGCUCUGUUCCCCUAGCAGCCAUCUUGUGUCAGGAAACCAGCUUGCUAGCUCCCUCAUGCUAUGAAUUGCCAGAGUCUAAUGAAGUCUCGUUCGCUGUCUUAGACAGAGUGGUUGAGGCCCAUGAAGGGUAUAAAGUGUCUGCUCUGCUGUGUGAGAGGAAAUUGGGUGUGUUCAAAGCAUUGGCCACACGUUUUAACUUCUUCUUUUUUAACCAACUAGCCUGUUCCUCAGAGUGUGUUUUUUACCACAUGGGUAUCUAAUAUGAGACUGUGUCAGUUCCACCCAGAGCGCUCGUUUACCACUGCUAAACUGCAGCGUCUUGAGUUUUGAAGAUUACAUGUAAAUGUGUAUGCAAAAAUUCUGCUUUUUAUGAUGAGGAGCAGUUUCCUCAAGGUGUGGGUUGUGUUUUUUUUUUAAAGUUUUUUUUAGCCCUGAUUUUAGCAUGAGUGAUUUAUUUUUUUAAUCCUCAGAAAGGGUGAUACUCCCAUCAUAUUCACCUCACCCAAACCCUCCCCUGCAGUGGCCCUCUUCCUACAGUGUUGCCAGAGAAUAAUCUUGGGGAAUCCAUUCCUCUCCCAAAGAUAAUCAUCAUGGAAAAAAUCUUGGUAGUUCCCGUGGGUGUGGAAUGUGGGAGCAGUCCGUGUUGGGGAGGCCACAGAAGUGGGUAGGGCCUGCCCUCUGAUGGGGGCAACUCAUGCACAGUCCCUGUGACAAGUGGAAAAAAAACUAUCGCGGUUUUUGAUUAUCAGUGUAAAUUGGAAACUAAAAUGAUUAAAAUGUUUAACUGGUGA